CAUAUUAUUUGCUUCAAUAUGCCAUUCUAUCUGCAUCUGUUUAAUAAUAAUUUAUAUUUUUUUCCUACAAAGUAAGGGGGGAAAUUAUUUGUAUAAGCAAUUAUCCUAUUUCCUUCUUUAUACAUAACUACAUAAUAUUUAGAGAGAGAGAUAAGUGCCACACAUAAUAUCUUAUAUCAAUCUAGCACUAGAGGAAAAUAUGAUUGUGGCAAAUAACUUCUCAUCAAAAUAUAUUGGACUUUUAUUAAUAGGAGAGACGCUUGAUAUUUUUCACCACUCAUCUUGUUCACCCAUCCACCAAGGCUUUGCCCAUGCCCCUGCGGAUCCAUCCUCCUUCAUCUACCUUUCAAGUUGGCAUCGGCUUUGACAGCCAAAAUCCAACGAUCUUCCCACCAGUUCCCUCCACCACGCGGCUCCUCUAUGUGCACGAUCUCCUCAAAUAUGCCCGCUCUGGCUCUCCCCUGAAUAGCAGGUGCACCCAUCUAUUACUGUCUCCCUUCCUCCCCAUUCAGAUACCCUUGUCUGAUUCCCAUCGCCCACACAACCCGACACCAUCGUGAUUGCACCGACCAUAUUCUGAUUGGUGAGGGCAUCAAGACCAAAGUAAUCACAAGUCCAACAUUUAUGCAAAAUGAUGCUCAUAAUAAAGGCCUUAUUACUCGAAGUCUGACAAAAGCAUCCAAACCUCAAUUACAAGCGUAUUUUGUGGAGUACUUUCCAUCUUUGGAAUCUGGUUCAUUCAUGGUCAAGAGGUCAAUAUAAUCCACGUCCAAGAGGAGAAAGAAGGGCAUUCUUGAUGCCCAAGUUGGUCAGACAUGGAAAGGAGAAGGAAAGAAGAGAAAGAAAGAAAUUAUUGAUGCCCAAGUUGUCAAAACAUGGAAAGGAAAAAGGAAAGGGGAGGAAAGGAGAGGAGAGGUGAGGUGUUUGAGCCUUUGAGGGAGGAUGAAAGGUAGUAGAUGAAGGUUGUAUACUAGAAAGCCAUCAUAAUCUCCCUAAACACAUCCUCAAAAGUGCACUCUAAUACAAAAGAGAAGCCUUUUGACGACUUAACUUGAACACUAUGACUGGUUGCCACUCACGUGAGACCUCUUUUUCAUUCAAAAGCACAUUUGGAACAUCAUUUUUUAUUCACAUCAUUUCAAGUCCACAACACGGAGAAAGUCAUCAACAAUGCAAAAAUCACAUGUCCCAACGCUACCAAUCGACACAUUAGCCAACACAAAACAAGAUGGAAGGGAGAUCAGCAUGGUUCUACACAAGCCUCCCUAAGUUUCAAGCUAACAUGGCAUCAAACGAUUCAAAGCAUAUUGAGCAAGCAUACCAAUGGACAAGGUAUUUGGAACCCUCAAAUUUUUGAAAUUUGGGCAUAAAAGACUAGGUUCUAAGGAACUUUACACUAGGGAAUUCAUUCACAAUCAAUCAUCAACGUUAACCAUUCAACCCCCUCCCCCCUCCCACAUUACAUUGUCCUCAAUGGAGGAAAGAUAAGAGGGUGGAACAAAGUUACCAGAUUGGUUGUGAAUGAUGGAAGGGACCAAAGACGAGACACGAGAGCAGGUGAGAUUCGAAAGAGUAUUCCAACAUCCAAAACACUACAAGCUCACGAAGGUUGAAUUAUUAUCGUGGUUGGGUUACCUCCCAACAAACACUUCUUUCACGUAAUGAGUCAGAUGGUUGUGGUCAAGCUUUGAUCCAUUCCAAAACCUCCUUGAAGUUGAGGUUCUCUUCGGUGAGAUAAUGUCUCAAGUCCCGAGCAUGAGAUGCUUCAAAUGUUGUGGUUGGAUAGUGGAAUUGAUGUGAAUGAAGGCUCCACUCACAAAACCUCUUCUUCUUGCCUUCUUCUUUGUUCUCUUUACCCCAAACCAUAUAAGACAACCUCGUUUUACUACCAUAAUUUCCACCAUGAGGUACCAAUUGUGGUGUGGCCUUGGUUUGGCAAAGAGAACCCACAAAAGGGUCCUUCUGAAGAAGUGCAUCGUGGUCGGGUGGAAAGCUUUGGUAGCACGUGUAACUUGUGGAAGCUUUAUCCACCAGACUUUGUCCAUCGAUCGGACACUAACUACUUCAUUAACCUUCCCUCAUUCUUCAAAAAUUGAUUCCUCCCCUUGUGGAAGAUCAAGAACUUUCGCUUCAUGGCUUCUUUUCUCCUCCACAACUUCUCCUCCCACCCUUUCUCGCUCUUUCUCAAGCACAUUAUGGAGUGCAAGUUGCCAAGCAAUGUCUUCAAUAGUAUCCACUUGCAUCUCCUUAUUGAUUCCUAGCUCUUCAAAGCUCGAAGUGGAAGAUGGAAGGGUGUGGUCUAAGCUUCGAGAUCAACCUCCUCGCCUCAUGACAGACACUCGAACUCCGCCUUGAAAGCUUUAUUAUACAUCCUCAUCAUGUUCUGAUAUAGAAACAGGACCAACCUAGAGACGAGAACAAAGAAAAUUACGACGCACUAUCACAGAUCUGUCACGGCACCGUCAUACUCCUUCCCGCGGAGCACCUCGUCGCCCGAUCUCCAAGAAAUUAUGCAUGCUCUGUAAUUGCCCCGUCGGGCUGAGGCCGUGGAAAAUCCCUAUCGAAAUUGGAUCCGCCAAUGCAAUGACGACGGUUGAGUGAAGGAGAAACUCGGAGAUAUCGGCGGUAGGGAAGCCGGUACGGGUGACAACAUCCCUGGCUGUCCGGAACAUCGUGUCGAGGUCGUCAUUGAAAGAAUUGGAGAAGGAGACCGCGACAAAGUUAGUGGUGGUGGCCGAGGAAGAGCCGGUGAGGCGUCGAAAAGGUGGAACCACUUCCGUAGUUAAGUCCUCCCUGUCAGCAAUUAGGUGAUUAUAUUUUAUUUUAUUUUUAACAAUUUUAAUAAUGAGGUGGAAAAGUAAAAUAUUAAUUUUUAUUAUUUUUUAAUUGGCAGGUUACUUAUUUAACAGUUAACUAUUAGAGUUGACUGCCAUAUCAGUAAAAUUUAAUGGAGAGUCGGAGACUAACGGAGGUCGGAGAGUGACCAACUUGAACUGUUGAAUCAAUUUAAAUAUCUAUGAAUGAAAUAAAUUAAUUUUAGUAGCAAAUGUGAACAUUUUAUGUAAUUUCAGUGACCAAACUUGCAAUUUACCCGAUUAUUAUGCUUCCCAUUUUUCCAACCCUCAUUUAUCCCAUUACCCAGCAUAGCACCAUAACUCGCGACUCGGAACUCAGACAAUCAAGCCCUAAUUGCUUCUCCCUCCCGACUCCACCGACGUUCUUCUCCGCUGUGCUCGCACAAUGGCAACCGAGGCCGAUAAACCCACAGCCGCCGCCACCAACGGUGGUUCUCAAGCCAAACCUGCCAAGGGACUGCCCUCCACGGACCCUAAUCUAGCCGAGGACUCCACCGUUGCACCGCCGUUGGACGAUGGUUCGGGUAAGGAAGCAGUAGAUGAUAAGGAAGGGCUAGAUUCGAAGAGCAACGCUGCUGAUGCGGGCUCCGGGAAUGCUGAUUCCAUCACCGACACGGAGAGGAAAAUCCGACGGGCUGAGCGGUUCGGGAUUUCUGUUCAGUUCUCCGAGAAAGAGAAACGUAACUCUCGCGCUGAAAGGUUUGGUACUCCCUCCACAACGCAAGGUUCAGAGGGGGCUAAAACUGUAGAGGGGGCGAAAACUGCAGAGGGAACGAAAACUGCAGAGGAGUUAAAAAGGAAGGCUAGGGCAGAGAGAUUUGGGCUACCUGUAACAGCUGAGCCAACUGAUGAUGCUGCAAAAAAGAAGGCACGGCUGGAAAGGUUUGGAUCGAUACCCAAACCAGAUGCAGCUGAAGAUGACAAGAGGAAAGCCAGAGCUCUCAGGUUUGCAGAACCUUCACCGACUUCACUGUCUUUGACUGAAGAGGGUGAUAUUCAGCCAGAUGCCGCAAUUGCUGGAAAGGCUGGUGGAGGGUCAUGAAUAUGAAGAGAGAUCCCCUAGGCAACUGUUAGGUAUUACUACUUCACAUAUCCUUAUUUUUUUCCCCAGUUGUAUAUGCAUUGCCAAGUUACUGAUAUAGCUCUCUGUUUGUAUUUGUUUCAGUUUUGAAUUUGCAGGUCUGGUGUUAUGACUGGUGGGUGUCUAGUGAUGGUCUCUGUCUUCUGUAAUGUGAACUCUUAGCUGUUAACUCUCAGCAGUACUUCGCUUGGCACUGUUGAUACUUCAUAGGACUUGGGGCUGUAUUUUAGUGAUAGAGUCGCCCGUUGCGUUUAUGUCUGUUUUCUUUUUACCUCUGAAUACCGAUGCUUGUUUUGGGGCUGAGAAGAUUACACCACCACCACCGCCGCUUUGGAGUGUUCACUGAUUGCAAAGCCCUCGAGAGUAUUAAGGAUUUAUGACUAAAUUUAGGUGUCUUCUGAAACUGGCUUAGUCUUGUAGUUCACUAGUAUGUCUAGGAGGUCAAUGGGUCUGUCCUACAUCUUAAUUCCCACAUUGAAACAGCAGCUUGUUUAACAUAGUCUCAUGCAGGAACUCUAUUAUCUGUCCAGGUUUGGUGGUGACCGUGCAUGCUGUGUAAGCCCCCCUUGAAUUUGUGAACUGCAUGCUUUUUUCUGCGUAGUUGUUAUGUCAAUGCCGGGCUCUAUUCUCUGUUUUCUCUUCCGUCUGUUGAAACUUAAAACUCUUGUUUCAACUUGGGAGUCCUUGAAUUGUUUCAGACCAGGUAGCCUUUCAGCUGAACGUGGCCGAUACAAUGCAGCUUGUUCUUUUGUGGAAGAUGGGAUUACUUCUGAGUUCUUCGCUAUAACCGUAAACUAGGGAGUCUUUUUUUUUUAUAAUGGAAUUUCGUGCUAACAUUUCUGUUCUUUUUAUGGGUGUUAUUUGAUGAAUCUUAUCUAAGGAGCUCUAUUGUCUAUUUGUCUUGUUUGUUUUUGUGUCCGUUUCAAAUUUUUCAGUCGAACUCUCUUGUGCUCUUGGGGUCCUUGGAAAUAAGUGAACACUCUUAAAAGGUCUGGUUGGUUCAUGGUUGUCUUGGCCUCUUGUUGAAUGGCUUUAGCUGGAAGGUGGUAUUCGGUUCUUAAUUGUGGGUUCUGUAAAACAGAGAUUGUAACUGUUGGUUUUAUUUUUGAUGAAAAUGGAAGGCCAAUGACUGGCUUGACCAAUGUGUGUCAAAUUUUCGUUUGUGUUUGAUUUUAGGACUUGGGAUUCAAAGAAAAAAAUAGGACAAAUAACUGUGUUUGGUAACCUUUGGUAUGAUUUUAGAAAUAAAGUACACGAGCCUCAUCGGCCUUGACAACCGUACUGCCAUUGACGUCGUCUCUUGGGCAGCUGGGUGCGAGCAAAUUUCUUUAUACGCAGAGAUAGUGACGACUAGGUUUACUUUCGCACUCCUCACAGUCGAACUAAAUUCUAUGACUAUGA
Molecule: messenger RNA, 5337 nt
Organism: Linum trigynum
Lineage: Eukaryota; Viridiplantae; Streptophyta; Magnoliopsida; Malpighiales; Linaceae
Source: the annotation of a GenBank genome assembly